This is a messenger RNA of Gavia stellata (red-throated loon), 351 nucleotides long. It is a transcript of the gene SST, whose product is annotated as somatostatin. Gene Ontology annotation, molecular function: hormone activity. Gene Ontology annotation, cellular component: extracellular region. NCBI's taxonomy places the organism in Eukaryota, Metazoa, Chordata, Aves, Gaviiformes, Gaviidae. The record is from RefSeq and is a predicted model, not a curated record. The coding region runs from base 1 to 351 and encodes 116 amino acids. Gene Ontology annotation, biological process: regulation of cell migration. The transcript is spliced from 2 exons.
AUGCUGUCGUGCCGCCUCCAGUGCGCCCUGGCCCUGCUCUCCAUCGCCCUGGCCCUCGGCACCGUCUCGGCCGCCCCCUCGGACCCGCGGCUCCGGCAGUUCCUGCAGAAGUCCCUGGCUGCCGCCGCCGGGAAGCAGGAACUGGCCAAGUACUUUUUGGCAGAACUGCUCUCAGAGCCAAGCCAGACAGAAAACGAAGCCCUGGAGUCUGAGGACUUGUCCCGAGGGGCUGAGCAGGAUGAAGUGAGACUGGAGCUGGAGCGCUCGGCUAACUCAAACCCCGCUCUGGCACCCCGGGAACGCAAAGCGGGCUGCAAGAACUUCUUCUGGAAAACUUUCACAUCCUGUUAG